UUCCGGUUUCUUAUCUAUGGAAGAUCGAAGGUGUUGGAACUUGUAAAUAGAACUGUGAAGUGACUGAGCUUUAAGUUCAAACGGUCAUUGUCUUUAUUUAUGUCACCGUCUUGAUCUCUUGAUACAUAAAUUAAAACUAUGUUGAAAUUUAAAAGGACCAUCGAUGUUAAAAUAUUGAGAAUUUCUCGCAUCAGCUCCAGAACAAAAUACUCAUCCACUGACGACUACCAGUUCAUACAAAGGAGUAUCGUACCAACUCUCCAUUUCCAACAAUCUCUACCCCGUUUACCCAUUCCCGAGCUGCCUAAAACUUGCGACAGAUAUUUACAAUCGCUGAAACCAAUUCUCACCCAGGAUGAAUUCAAUAAUACGGAAAGUAUUGUGAAGAAAUUCCAAACCGAAGUAGGUGCUCAGCUGCAUAAAGAACUCAAAGAUCAAGAUGCCGAGAACAAAGAUACCAGUUACAUUUCCGAACCGUGGUUCCACAUGUAUUUGUGUGACAGAACACCUUUACCUAUCAAUUACAAUCCAGCUUUGAUUUUCGUCAACCAAGGAAGCAGCUUUUACGAUAAACAACUAAUUAAGACGUCGAAUUUGAUUAUUUCUUCGUUGAGAUUCUAUAAAUCGUUGAAAGAUAAUAUCUUAGAACCCGAAGUCUUCCAUUUGAAUCCGAAGAAAAGUGAUACGUUGAUGUUUCGUAGAAUAACAUCUAUGUUACCAUCGGCCAUUAGUUGGUACGGAGCGUAUUUAUUUAAUGCGUAUCCUUUAGAUAUGGUACAAUACUCUCACCUGUUCGGUAGUACUCGAAUUCCAGAACCUGGUAAAGAUCGACUAUUUCAUAGAGAUCAUCGUAAACACAUUGUUGUGUUGAGAAGAGGACAUUUUUACUCGGUUGAUGUACUGGAUGAUAGUGGACAUAUAUUGAGCCCAGAAGUGAUCCUAACUUCGAUUAAUGCGAUCUUAAGCGACGAUUCAGCUCCGGCGGAACACCCACUCGGUAUUUUAACUUCCACAGAACGAAAUAAAUGGGCUGAAACUCGUAAACAUUUAGAAAACAUCGGUAACGCCGCCUCACUCAAUGUAAUAGAUACUAGUUUAUUUGCUGUCGCUCUCGAUGAGCCAAUUUCCGAAAUACCUAAAGACAUUUGCAAAUGGUUUUUGCAUUCCGAUGGCAUCAACAGAUGGUUUGAUAAAUCCUUCACUCUCAUCUGCACCGGAAACGGAAUAGCUGGAUUGAAUUUCGAGCAUUCGUGGGGUGACGGUGUAGCUGUACUGAGGUAUUUUCAAGAUAUCCAUAAAGACACCAAAGAUAAACCCAAAGUUACCGAAAUAACGGAGACUGUUAGUUUACCAUCUGAAAGUCAUAGUCCGAGAAAACUGAAUUUUGUUAUCGAUGAUCGAAUCAAGAGAGAAGUCGAUCUAGCCAAGUUUUCCUAUAAAAAAGUCUGUGAUUCGUUGGAUCUGAACGAUGUUAUAUAUGAUAUUGGUAAAUCUCAAUGUAAGAAGUUCAAAGUUAGUCCUGAUGCAAUUAUGCAAUUAUCUUUCCAAUUAGCUUAUUACAAUUAUGCUAGAAAAACAGUCGCCACCUACGAAUCGUGUAGCACUGCUGCCUUCAAACACGGAAGGACUGAAACUAUAAGACCUUGUACUAUGGAAACCAAAAAAUUCUGCGAAGCUGUUACUGCCAAAAGCUUAAGUAACGAAGAGUUACGUAAGAUUAUCGACGAAUGUUCCAAAGCACAUGGAAAUUUAGUCAAAAAUGCAGCUAUGGGGCAAGGAUUCGACAGACAUCUCUUCGCUCUGAGAAAAUUGGCUGAGAAGAAGAGUUCGACGUUACCUUCAAUUUUUACUGAUCUGAGUUAUCAGAAAAUAAAUCAGAAUAUUUUAUCGACUUCGACAUUAUCAUCGGAAGUUGUUCUAGGAGGUGGUUUUGGUCCAGUUGUUCAAGAUGGUUUUGGCAUAGCAUAUAUGAUAAGAGAUGAUAGUUGUGGCGCUGUGGUAACUAAUUAUAAGGAUCAGACUGAUGGAUCUAAAUUCAAAUCAUGCCUUGAAGACGGUUUUAAAACAAUUCAAUCAGUAUUGAAGAAUAGUUAAUUGUAAAUUCGUCUCGUUAUUAUUUUCUUAAAUAUUAUUGUAGCUACGAUGUUUCGUUGGGUUUAUACGUUAGUAAUGAAGAUUUUUACCUAGUUUUUUAAUUUUAAUCGAAUCGAUCGGUGUUUUUAAAAAAAAUACCUGAUACUAAAUGCUUCCUAUUGAAUCAUUUUCAAAUUAAAUUUAAAAGUUUAUCAAUUUCUGUCACAGUAUAAUUUUUAUUUAUGAUGAUAAUGUUCAUUUCAAUAGGCAGAUUUUUGAAAGUAUUUUCGGUGCUGUAAUUUCUCAUUAUUUUUUUAAAAUGUUUUCUCAUUUAUGCUGCAACUCGUUCAACGAUUUUUUUAUUUUAUUUUUUUUUUAUCUUUUACAAAACUGAAUCCAGGGUGAUCUAUGUUGUGAUGUUUGAAAACUUUGUUAAUUAAUUUUAUUUUUUAUACCCUCCCCUUUUAUUUAUUUUCAAUAUUUGUUAUCAUGGUUUUUAUUUUAUAAAGGAAUGUGUACCUAUAUCAAAUCUAUCGGCGAAUAAAUUCGUGAAAUUAUC
Molecule: messenger RNA, 2632 nt
Organism: Planococcus citri (citrus mealybug)
Lineage: Eukaryota; Metazoa; Arthropoda; Insecta; Hemiptera; Pseudococcidae
Product: carnitine O-palmitoyltransferase 2, mitochondrial-like
Exons: 11
Coding region: 139-2094 (651 amino acids)
Biological process (GO): fatty acid beta-oxidation
Cellular component (GO): mitochondrion
Molecular function (GO): carnitine O-palmitoyltransferase activity
Source: RefSeq, a predicted model, not a curated record